CCGUUUAGACGUUAAUAAUCGAAUAUCGAUAAACAGGUUCAUUUCUAGGCUAUUCAAAUUUUACUAAUAUUCAGUGCUUUGGUGUUUUUAAUAAAUAUGGAUCUAAAAAACAAAGCGAGGAGAAGCACGCUAAGGAAUUCGGACUCCACAUCAAAUCCUCGAAUAGAACCCAAUGCAGUCUCUACUUCAAAACCAAAACGUCGGAUAAGUUUUAGUGGAAGGAAGUCUGUUAGAGAAUUCCAUGCAGAGGAAAAGCCCAAAAGUUGGAACAAUUCGUAUGAAAUAUCAGACCACCUUAACUCGUUAGAAAAUAUAUCAACUGGAAGCUUUGGCGGAGACAAUUUUAUACCUUGCCAUACUCAGUACAAAUUACCAGAUUGUAAGGAAAAUUACAGUUUCUCUAAAAAUAAGAGGCUUAUAAAUGGUCGCCCGCUAAGUGAGAAUCAAAAUAAUGUUGCUUUGGCCUUCGAAAUGGAAACGAAAAAUCAUGAUGGAGAGCAUGGAGCUUUUUCAUAUAAAUUCGCCAAGGAUAAUAAUAUGAUUGUUGAAAUAUUUUGUGGUGAAGAGAAAUGCAAGGUAUUGUAUUGAAAGUAA
This is a messenger RNA of Rhagoletis zephyria (snowberry fruit fly), 594 nucleotides long. RefSeq lists its product as uncharacterized. NCBI's taxonomy places the organism in Eukaryota, Metazoa, Arthropoda, Insecta, Diptera, Tephritidae. The record is from RefSeq and is a predicted model, not a curated record.